Messenger RNA from Paramacrobiotus metropolitanus, 4061 nucleotides. Its product is annotated as voltage-dependent calcium channel subunit alpha-2/delta-3-like. Gene Ontology annotation, cellular component: voltage-gated calcium channel complex. The record is from RefSeq and is a predicted model, not a curated record. Bases 433 to 3975 code for a protein of 1180 amino acids. The transcript is spliced from 25 exons. NCBI's taxonomy places the organism in Eukaryota, Metazoa, Tardigrada, Eutardigrada, Parachela, Macrobiotidae. Gene Ontology annotation, molecular function: voltage-gated calcium channel activity.
UUCCUGAUUGAUUCGCGCUCGACGUUUUUGUCGCGCCAUCUCACACGUUUGCCGGGAGGAGAGAGUGUGGAGAAAUUCAUAACAGCAUCAGGAGAAAAAUAUAUACGAUAUGCAAGGCAUCACUUUUUCCCGACAUAUUUUCCCAUUUAAGAGCCCUGAAUGUGUGGGCCCGCGGGCGCCGCGACACAUAUUGGAGUUUACGCGCUGCUUGCCGGAAGAAAAGCCAAUUGGGACCGCGCGCGAUAAUUAGAUUGUGGUUGUUAGUGACUUUGUGUUAUUUCACAUAACGUAUAAACGGCGCACACACCGCAUCUUGGGGUCGUCUUACCUGGUCCGUUGAUUAAGAUCAUGCCGUGGUGUGAUCGAUUUUUCUCCAUGUUUUACGCAUCGCGGCCAGGCCAGGUCGCACUGUUACACUACGGUUGAUAUGGCAUGAUGAAAGUUACCGUGACUGUGAUAUUGUUCACGUUGGCCUGGUUCGGGCCGCUAGCCGAUGGAGAGUUAUUCGGCUCGUCACCGGAAGAGGCCGCUACCAAGGGGACCCUCUCUGGAGAUGUCCAGAACUGGGCGACGCUCAUACAGAAUUACAUUCUCGAGCUGGCCAAUUUGGGCAUCGGUCGCGAUAAGACCCAGGCCCUGUUCGAUUCGGCCAACUACACAUUCGAGCAGAAGGACGGCGAUUCCCUGAUGAACAACGUGGAGACCAGCUUAAAGGAUUAUCUCCGCCGGAAAGAAGUGGCAGCCAAGCGGAUUGCCAGCCACGCCAUUAAGCUGCACGAUGACUAUCUGCGCUCCAAGUUCGAGAACACCACCAUCCGCUACAAACGCUUACGGGAUAUGCCGUUGAAUUUAUAUCGUGACUCCGACAUACCGCAUACCGUAUUACCCAAAAAGAUCAGUCCUUAUUUCAAACAGGAAGUCAAUCACGAUUACAGCACUGUUAAGAUCCCCGACCAAGUCCCUCGAGAUAGCGAGGAAAUCAUCGAUGCCGUCUAUUACAGUGUUGAGCUGGAUGGGGUGUUCCGGCAGAAUCGCAAAUCUGAUCAAUUUAUACGAUGGCAGUAUUUCGGUACGAACGUGGGCUUGAUCCGAUUAUAUCCCGGUCGCGAAUGGGAUACGAAUUUUGCGGGAUUUUAUAACGAUUAUGAUCCAAGAAUUCGUCCAUGGUAUAUUGCUGCCACAAGCGGACCGAAAGACGUUGUGAUAGUUCUGGACUGCAGUGCCUCAAUGAUCGGACAAAAAUUCGAUAUUGCCAAAUCAGUGGCGGUGACUGUGAUUAACACAUUAACCAAGCAAGAUGCUGUUAAUAUUGUUUGCGCAAGGGAAAGCUAUUGGGAUUCAGUGGGAACAUGGCAUAAGUUUAAUUCCAAAGUGCUGGGCUGCCAAAAAACCUCCCUCGUACCCGCCACCAAUGCUCACAGGAAGGAUCUGAUAGAAAAGGUCACCGCCCUGCAGGCUGGCGGGACAAGUGAACUUGAAAUUGGUUUCCGAACGGCUUUUGAGCUUCUCAAGUCGCCUGGACGGGCGCAGUGCCAAAGUAUUAUUGUUUUUGUGACCGAUGGAAAAGACAUUGAUAACGAAGAAGUACGAUGUGCGCCGGGAUAUUACACACGUUCAGGCUAUGUUCCGGGUCCGGUGUGCCGUUAUAAUUGGACCAAAGUGUGGGAUCUUGCCAAAGAACAAAACCAGCUGAUUACACCAAGGGCACGGAUUUUCAGUUUUUUGACUGUUGAUGAGGGCGAAGUCUUUCCCGGGAAUCUGUCGUGCUCCAAUAAUGGUGUGAUGGUGCGCCUGACAGAUGGGGAAGAUCUGAUCAACAACAUGAAACCGUACUUCACGUAUCUGGCUCAGCGCACCAUGGACUGGCCGGGAUUGUGGACUGCUCCGUAUCUGGACGCUUGGGGAUUGGGGGUGGCCAUAACGUAUGCGGUGCCGGCUGUCAGCAAAAUAACGGGAAAAACUAUCGGUGUUGCCGGUGUGGAUGCAACUUUAGAAGAAAUUGAGCAUUUUCUCAUACGUUAUCAAUGGGGUUCCGUCUAUACUUUUAUCAUUAACCGGGAAGGAGAAACCAUUCUACAUCCCAAACUGAAACAAAGCAGUACACUACUUGAAGAUCCCAUCUUUAUCGGUAUUGACCAGCUGGAACAGGAUAAAGACCACAAACCAGAGGCUUUCAGCACCGUGGAACGUGCCAUGCGUAAUCUGGAGAAAGGACGACAGACUAUUUUCAGGAAUAAUGAAAAUGUGACGUAUUAUUACGCGAGUGCCGGGGAUGAGUACAGUUUUGCCUUUGUUCUCGCCAAUUCCGACAUGGUCUUCCGGCGUGCUCAGGAACCGCUGGACGAUCGGCAGAAUACGCAGAGCUACUGGAAUCUGCUGAUUGAGUACAAUACCACCCACGCACGAACCCAGAUCAAAGAUCCUGUAUAUGAGAUUCUGGAUGUGCGGUACAACGACACCAAGUAUCCGCAGUUAACCAUUUCCUACCGGCACUCCAGUAUUUUCUUUGCUCCGAAAUGCCACUGUGAUCCUAACAAGUAUUUCUUUGAUGACCAUCUCCAUACGAAAACAGUGGAUGCUCAUAAAUAUAUUAACGAAGAUGAACCGGAUUCCGGGUGUGAUGGUGGCGGUCAGUAUGAAAAGGGGCUACGGGCCGACGUGAAGAUUACCCAGCCGAUCGAAACCUACUGGAAAGGUCGUGAUUUCGAGUGGAUCGAUCAGAUAAAGUGGACAUAUGUAGGGAUGCGCUCGGGAGUUUUCCGCACUUAUCCCGGACAUCGCAGCACGCGUCUCUACGAUCCUACCACCCGUGCAUGGUUUAAACGGGCAAAGAAUGCCCCGCGGAAGACAGUGAUUUCCAAUGCCUACAUGGACUCAGCCGGUGUGGGCAAGAUCAUCACCAUCUCGCAGGCGGUCUUCGAGGGUCUGCCGUUAAAACGGCAAGCGGAAUGCCUUAAGAGAAAUCCUACUGGUCCAUGGGAAGGCGGCUGUGAAUGUACCCAGGAUAAGGAUUGCAUUUCUGAACGUUGUUACAUGAGUCAAGCUCCGGCCUUUGCGAACGACGAGCAUGCCCGGUGCGCCACGGAGCGUGUGGAAGCGGUGACAAGUUUAGAUAUGCUGUUUAAGGACUUUUUCGACCAGACUGUGAAUAUAAUGCAGUCGACCGAUCCGGCUCCGGCAAAAGGUUGCGACAUGAAAUAUACCUGUCCAAAUAUGAAAGAGAUGUGUCAGACCCGGUGUUACCUGUUUGAUAACGAAGGAUUCAUCCUGACGGACGCUGAUUUUGUCAACGCCAGCAGUUUGGAUGAAAAAAAAUAUCGGGAAGUGUCCUUAGGCAAAAAAGAGGGUGAAAUCAUGAAGGAACUGGUGUAUUUGCAUAAAUUAUUUGUCCGCAAAGAACAAGUGGACUUCCAAGGCACUUGCACUAUUACCGCGUACACGCCAAAGGUCACGUUGUCGGGUAUCCCCAUGAUCCCGGAGGAGCAAGAUGACUAUUAUAAGUUCAAGGGUCCCAUUCCAGCUUUUUCCAAUAGUUAUGGGUGUAUUCAGGAUGUGGUUAAUUACUGGGCUAAUGAGACCGUGCUGGGCGAGACGGGAAUGAUUACUGGAAAUAUAUCCGGUCCGUGCAUGUCUGGCUUCUACUACGUCACGGCACUUCCCAAAACCAAUUUAUUCCUCCUGGUCAUCGAAAACUGGAAGCGGGAACGCGGUCAGAAACCGUACAAUUUCAACUGCAAAAUCACCCAGAGCCUGGUGACAUCCGGUGCAUUUCGCAUCAUCAACGGGACGUGCAGCGCCAAGGAGGGCGGGGAUGGCCAGCGCAAGACCAAAUGUCCUCUUAUGCGCAAUGAAUCACUCAUUAACGUCACGUGUGAUUAUAAUACCGCGAUGCAGGCGGUGCAUCGAGAUUUUUAUUAUUCAUUGCCGGUUGUACUAAUAGUUACACUAAUGAUUUUCUUCUUGAACCCGCCUUAAACGCAUUGCAUGAAUUUUGUCUUUUUUUAAAUUAAUGCAUCUGGAUGUGACUGAGAAAUUAUAAAAUUAAACACUUAUACAUUGAA